AUGAUAAAGUAUGGGGGAUAUGGGAAGUGCUCUGUAUGGACGUAUGGAAGUUUGGGAAGUUUGGGAAGUUUGAGAUCUCUGAGUGGAUGUAAGGUGGAUGAGGUGGAUGAGGUGGAUGUGGAUGUACGGAGGAUGGCCAGCCAGUCCAGUCUUGGAAAGAAUGAAGUUUGUUGUGGAUGUAUGUGGAUGUUCUGGAUGUUUGUGGAUGAAAGUGGAUGUCGUAUGGUGGGAUGGAUUGGUGAGGGCGAAGGUGAGGGCUGUGAUUGUGAGGAUGAACCUAUAGAGAAGGGUUUGGGUGGUAUGGGAGGGGACAUGGGCUACACAGGACAGGAAAAAGAAAUCAUGUACGAAGUAGCAAUGUCACUCAAAUAUUCAAGUAGAUCUACCGGUAUUGGUCGGCUUGACAAUCUAUGUGCUCAAUAUGCUGAUUCAGAUGCCGAAUCACAUAUGGGGUUGGGGUUGACUCAGUUUAAGAUGGAUUCAGUUCAAGAUAGACUCAGUUAA
Messenger RNA from Sclerotinia sclerotiorum 1980 UF-70, 504 nucleotides. RefSeq lists its product with no specific name. The record is from RefSeq and is a predicted model, not a curated record. NCBI's taxonomy places the organism in Eukaryota, Fungi, Ascomycota, Leotiomycetes, Helotiales, Sclerotiniaceae. Bases 1 to 504 code for a protein of 167 amino acids. The transcript is spliced from 4 exons.